Messenger RNA from Patiria miniata (bat star), 2319 nucleotides. RefSeq names its product phosphatidylinositol 3,4,5-trisphosphate 3-phosphatase and dual-specificity protein phosphatase PTEN-like. NCBI's taxonomy places the organism in Eukaryota, Metazoa, Echinodermata, Asteroidea, Valvatida, Asterinidae. The record is from RefSeq and is a predicted model, not a curated record. Bases 794 to 1978 code for a protein of 394 amino acids. Gene Ontology annotation, cellular component: cytosol; nucleus; cell projection. The transcript has 9 exons. Gene Ontology annotation, biological process: phosphatidylinositol dephosphorylation; phosphatidylinositol 3-kinase/protein kinase B signal transduction; protein dephosphorylation. Gene Ontology annotation, molecular function: phosphatidylinositol-3,4,5-trisphosphate 3-phosphatase activity; protein tyrosine phosphatase activity.
AAGGGUCAAAUCAGAGAGCGAGCUUGACUUCCUUGCUAGCUAGCGGUGCAUUGAGAUAGUGGCGAAUAUCCCGGAAAAUACCACUUUUUAUUGAGAAGGAACCACAGGGAAGUCGUCUUCUUCCGGCUCUGCAUAGGUGUGGUUGUUCUAUGGGCUUCGAAAGUAUCAAAUGGUGGUGUAAUUCCUCGGUAAGCGUGAUUUUGGAGCUGCACGGGCCAACACACUCUCACUGGCCUGGGAAAUUUUAACCGUGCAUGGUGGAUAUGGAGGGCAUGAAGCCGAAGCAGUGUGUUCGCUACAGCGGCGCUGCUGCAAUGCUGCAUCAAGUCUAAAGCCUGCAAAUCGUGUAUGCAAGGAUGCAUUGAAUAAAGUUCUUCUUACUUUCUAGUGUGUUGCCUUGGAACUCGUGAGAUGUAGGUGCACUACUCAUCCAGUGUGACUGACAGGAAGAUAUUAGAUAAAUAAAAACAGGUCCAUUUUGGCGUAACGUUCAAAGUGGUUAUGAUGUCUCUACCAUACUCUCUUGAUAAAUUGACAGUUUUAAAAUAACCAUCGAAAUUUGAUUGGCUGUAGAAAAUACAACAUGGUGGGUUUGACAUUACAGACUGGAUCAGUCUUGACCAACACAAAACUCAAGGAUUAGUCACCAGCAUUGGCCCGUUUCAGGGUCCCUUCGGAAACGUGACUGCAUUUUUUGUCGAUGAUGUGACAAUUUUUCAUUAUCAUCCUGCAGUCAGUGACUUUUUUUUUAGCAAAUCAUUUUUCAAAAUCCCCGAGUGCCGCCGAGGGAAACAUGGCGGCUAAGCUACGAGAACUUGUCAGCAAGAACAAGACCCGGUACACCGAUGGAAACUUCGACCUGGAUUUGACCUAUAUCUGUAACAAUGUCAUUGCGAUGGGAUUCCCCGCACAGAGUCUGGAGAGCGUCUACAGGAACGACAUGGAAUCUGUGGUCAAAUUCCUGGACCAGAAACACCCACAUCACUACAAAGUCUAUAAUUUAUGUUCAGAGCGCAAUUACGACACAUCCAAGUUUUACAAUCGGGUGGCCCACUACCCGUUUGACGACCACAAUCCGCCGAAGAUCGAGCUCAUCAAGCCGUUUUGCAACGACGUGGAGAGAUGGUUGAUGGAGGACAAAGACAACGUCGCGGUCAUCCACUGCAAAGCAGGAAAGGGGAGAACGGGUGUGAUGAUAUGCGCGUUGCUCUUACAUCAAGGGAAAUGCAAGACGGCCGAAGAGGCAAUGGAGAAGUACGGGGAGAAGAGGACACGAGACGGAAAGGGCGUAACCAUUCCAAGCCAAAGGCGCUACGUACAGUACUACGGGGAGAUUAUCCGAAGCAAGCUGAACUACGAGAUGGUCCCGCUGCUGCUCCAGAGAGUACAGCUGGAGACGGUGCCCAUGAUCAGCAACGGCUCCUGCACUCCCUACUUUGUGGUCUACCAGCAGAAAGUCAAAGUCCACACCUCGGAAGUUGUCAAGGGGAUCAAGAGAGGGGAGAGGAUUAUUGAGUUUGACAUUCCCACCACGGUGCCGGUCUGCGGCGACGUCAAGGUUGAGUUCUUCCACAAAACAUCCAUGCUUGACAAGAAAUCAUUGUUCCACUUUUGGUUCAACACAUUCUUCGUGGUCCACCCCGUCACGGAGCUGGGCCGGCCCGGGUCCGGGACCUGCAACACGGAGACGGUGCCGCUGGCCAACGGCAGCGAGGAGCUGGUCAUGGGUCUGAACAAAGACGCCCUGGACAAGGCCAACAAGGAUAAGACCAAUAAACUCUACUCCCCAAAUCUCAAGAUCCGGUUAUACUUCACGCGGGGCAACGAGGGCGACAUGGACAAGCGCUCGCCGAACCACGAAGACAACCUGAGUCCCUGCGGCAGCUCCAACGACCUGCUGGAGAUGGAAUCCUCAGAGUCGGAGGAAGAACCUUGCGAGGACUGGCCCUGCGAAGACGGAACCAUCACGUUGGUAUGAUGACGGCCACACGGUCCCCCCCCCCCCCCCUCCCUCUUCCUCACUCUCCUCCCCUAGGUGCGGUGCACGAACUCCCUGCAUACACACAUUCUACCGUCUGUGCAUGGACAGACAUCCGUGUUUGUGUCUCUCUCCCAGGGUACCAGACUAUCUCGGUUAGACUAACAAAGACAAGCCCUAGGCUUAGUCACAAUCUCCUGUCUAGAGCUACAGUCUAGGAUUCUGGAUAUAACUACAUUGGGAUCAUGGUAGCAGUAGCCUUAGCCAUAGGAACCAGUCCGCAUCACCCAUUAGUAAAUUCUUCCUAGGAUUUUAGCCUGUGAUGGUUGAUUUAAAAAAAA